Messenger RNA from Stylophora pistillata, 2300 nucleotides. Its product is annotated as proton myo-inositol cotransporter-like. The record is from RefSeq and is a predicted model, not a curated record. Lineage: Eukaryota; Metazoa; Cnidaria; Anthozoa; Scleractinia; Pocilloporidae. Gene Ontology annotation, molecular function: myo-inositol:proton symporter activity. Gene Ontology annotation, cellular component: apical plasma membrane. Gene Ontology annotation, biological process: transmembrane transport; myo-inositol transport.
AUGGAACAAAAAUGGGAUCAAAUACUACUCCUUGAUAAAAAACCAGAGCGAGAAUCAUUAUUGGAAAGUUCAAGUGAAGCGAAACCAAGAAUUCCAGUGUGCGUGUAUAUUUUCACUGCCUUCGCUGCCGUUGGAGGUUUUCUGAUGGGAUACAACUUCUCGGUCGUUUCUGGUGCAAUGAUCCUUUUAAAGGAACAGUUUCGUUUGUCGUCAUUUUGGCAAGAGCUCAUCGUAAGCGUGGCAACAAGUACAGCCAUCAUAGGUGCGCUCCUCGGAGGAAUCUUGAAUCAAAGAUUUGGGAGAAAACCAAUGCUUUUAGCUUGCGCAAUGGUGUUUACGAUAGGAGCGGUGGUCGAGGCAUUUGCUACAUCGAGAAAUGGUGUACUCAUUGGUAGAUUCAUUAUCGGUUUUGGAAUAGGAGCGGUGUCUAGUACCGCCCCAGUGUAUAUUUCCGAAAUUGCACCAUGGCGUAUAAGAGGUCGUCUAGUCACCGUCUACUUUCUAUUUAUGACGGGAGCUGAACUUGUCGCUGCCAUUAUUGACGGCAUCUUUAGCCCUUACAAGAAGACAGGAUGGAGAUUCAUGUUUGGUUUAGCUACAGUCCCAUCAGCCAUCAUGUUCUUGGGUUGUCUGUGGCUUCCAGAAAGUCCCAGUUGGCUUGUCAGCAGGGGUGCCUGUGAAGAUGCAAAAGAAGUUCUUGUAAGACUUAGAGGAACAAAAGAUGUGAGCGAGGAGCUGCAAGCUCUACAGACCGUUUGUAAAGAAGAAGAAUCGCAUGAUAAGAAAAGCAGAUUUCAUGAGAUGUUGACCACUUCAAGUACAAGGAGAGCUCUUUUGGUUGGCUGUAUGUUGGUAGCAAUGCAAGAGCUGUCUGGGAUUAAUAUUAUUGUCUUCUACAGUACAACUAUCAUACAGAUGUCAGGCGUGCAGGACGACCAACUGGUCUUCUGGCUGGCAGUAGCAGUCUAUUUUACUCUUUUCGCUUUGACUUUCGUUGGAUUGUAUCUGGUAGAGAAAAUAGGACGCCGUAAGCUACUAUUAGGAAGUCUUGCUGGGGUCAUUCUUUGUUUGUCUCUACUGGGUGGUGCAUUUUACCUGGCGAAGCAACACGAUGCUGCCAUAACUUUUAACGAGAGAGCGCCUUCUAAUAUCAGCAACAGAUGUCCCGCAACCGGAUAUUGCUUGGAUUGCCUUGGAGUCAGAGAGAAAUGUGGAUUUUGUUAUGCUAAAGACUCAGCUAAUAAUCCGAUGAGCGGUUCGUGCGUUCCAAUUAAUGUAUCUUCUUGUGACAACAUGGCGGCGUUUGGUAGAUGCGGUCGCAAGGAUCAUACAGUCACAUGGUCGUACCAAGCGUGUCCAUACAAGUAUGCCUGGCUAGCAACCGUAGCCCUUGUUUUAUUUGUCAGCGCGUAUGCUCCGGGGAUGGGGCCACUGGCAUGGACGAUAAACUCUGAGAUAUACCCUCUGUGGGCCCGUAGCACAGCAUAUGGGUUUGCUUCAGCAGUAAAAUGGACUUGUAAUGGGUUGCUUUCGAUGACUUUUCUCUCUCUAACUGAAUGGAUUACCAGUUCUGGUGUGUUCUGGCUGUACGGAGGAAUGUUGCUUCUAGGGUGGCUGUUUUUCUUUGCUUAUCUUCCUGAGACCAAGAAUAAAUCGCCAGAGGAAUUGGAAUAUUUGUUUUCAUAGCAUGUAAUCAUGUUAUCGUGAAAAAUAUGGAACACGUGCGAAGGAACCUUUAGCUAAAACUUAGAGACAGGCUCGAACCUAGGUGCUCCCGGAAAUAUUGUUUCUUUGUAGAAAUUAUCAAACAAGCUUCCUAUUAAUGAAUGUUAAAAAAAUCAGUUUUACAGUACUUCACUCUUUGGUUGGUUUAGAGAACUCGCACAGUUUUUGUUAACAAAUCAGAUGAAAAAACUUCCGUCAUUGAGAGCCUCGUUCAUUUCAUUAAUCAAUUUGAUUUCUCAUCAGCUGUUCGUAUUGUUGAUCUCUUUUCUGAUUGGCUUUUGCGAAUACGUUUGUUUUAGUAUAGCGGCACUCAGUACAAAAGGGCUUUAAGUACACAUGUAGGAAAUCACCUGUUGUGGUCUGGCUGCUCAAUUCUCUAUAUAAGGAAAUGGCAACGUUAAUACCUGGAUACGAGUUCUGUUAUCAAAGCAGGCGUGAUGAAAAAGACAUGAGUCGUUCAUCUCGAUCCAAAAUCACGAGAUAUCAACCGAUUUUUGGUGAAUUUAACAAAACCGAAACAUAAUCUUGUGUCGGUAACCUUAAAAAAAAUAUUUCAUGAAACGCAAAUUAAAAAA